Messenger RNA from Manis javanica (Malayan pangolin), 611 nucleotides. It is a transcript of the gene CHCHD10, whose product is annotated as coiled-coil-helix-coiled-coil-helix domain containing 10. Gene Ontology annotation, biological process: mitochondrion organization. The record is from RefSeq and is a predicted model, not a curated record. NCBI's taxonomy places the organism in Eukaryota, Metazoa, Chordata, Mammalia, Pholidota, Manidae. Gene Ontology annotation, cellular component: nucleus; mitochondrion.
AUGCCCCGUGGGAGUCGUAGCGCGGCUGCCCGGUCAGCCAGCCGCACCGCCGCGCCUUCUGCCCAUCCGCCCGCGCACCCGCCGCCCUCGGCCGCGGCCCAGGCCCCAGCGCCUUCAGGCCAGCCGGGCCUGAUGGCGCAGAUGGCGUCCACGGCCGCAGGGGUAGCCGUGGGCUCGGCCGUGGGACACGUGAUGGGCAGCGCCCUGACCGGAGCCUUCAGCGGGGGUAACUCAGAGCCUGCCCAGCCUGCCGCUCAGCAGGCCCCUGCUCAUGCUGCCCCCCAGGCCCUGCAAAUGGGGCCCUGUGCCUACGAGAUCAAGCAGUUCCUGGACUGCUCCACCACACAGAGUGACCUGACCCUGUGCGAGGGCUUCAGUGAGGCCCUGAAGCAGUGCAAGUACAACCAUGGUCUGAGCUCCCUGCCGUGAAGAGACUGCGCGGAUGGGUGCAGAUUCCUGAACGGGCCCUGCACCCACCUCCACCCUGUCACCGGCAGCCGACCACGACGUCAGAUUGUACCCAUGUAGCUGGGAUUGGCAGUGAGGAGGGGGUUUCUCACCCCACAGAAUACCCGAGACGCAAAUGUGCAAUUAAAAGAGUUUAUUUUAGA